Molecule: messenger RNA, 2392 nt
Organism: Triplophysa rosa
Lineage: Eukaryota; Metazoa; Chordata; Actinopteri; Cypriniformes; Nemacheilidae
Product: chymotrypsinogen A-like
Exons: 6
Coding region: 16-981 (321 amino acids)
Biological process (GO): proteolysis
Molecular function (GO): serine-type endopeptidase activity
Source: RefSeq, a predicted model, not a curated record
GUAUAAAAAGUACACAUGUCAUCUGUCAGCAUUCAGAACAUGACAAUGAGGUCUAUCAAAGUUUUGUGUGUCGCUGUGACUGUACUUCUCAAUCUGAAAGGUUCUUUCUGUCAGCUUGAUGUGUGUGGCCAAGCUCCAUUUAAUACCAAGAUUGUUGGAGGGGUGGAUGCGAUUGUAGGGUCUUGGCCCUGGCAAGUAAGCAUUUGCGAUGCUUAUCAAUUCCAUUUCUGUGGUGGGAGUCUCAUCAAUAAGAACUGGGUUUUGUCUGCAGCUCACUGCUUUCAGAGCAUUAACAGGUCACACAUUAUGAUCUACUUGGGACGCCAGAACCAAAAUGGAUCAAAUCCACAUGAGAUUAAUAGAACGGUAAUUCAGCUCAUCAACCAUCCUGAUUAUAACACAAUAACUAAUGACAAUGACAUAGCACUGCUCCGGCUCUCCUCUUCUGUGUAUUUCACUGAUUAUAUUAAACCAGUCUGUCUGGCUGCUGCUGGUAGUGUGUUUGAUGAAGGACUUUCAAGUUGGGUCACAGGAUGGGGGGACACUGGAAAUGGCACAUCUCCUGACAUAUUGCAGGAAGUGGAGAUUCCAAUUGUGAGCAACUUUUAUUGCAAUAUGGCCUAUAAUAGUGAUAUCACAGACAACAUGCUGUGUGCUGGACUGAUAAAUGUCGGAGGGAAAGACUCCUGUCAGGGUGAUUCUGGAGGGCCACUGGUCAGUAAGCAGAACUCCAAGUGGAUUCAGUCUGGAAUUGUGAGCUUUGGUAUUGUUUGUGCGGACCCCCGGUUUCCUGGUGUGUAUGCCAGAGUGUCUAAGUAUCAGGACUGGAUCAAGAGUCACAUAGUCAGUAACCAGCCUGGAUUUGUUGCAUUCCACAGUAAUAUUUAUGUUAUAUUCAGUGGAAGCUCACCCAGUCUUUACUUGUUUUCCCUUUCUCUCACAUUCUCCAUCAUCCCUCUCAUCUUCUGUGUCUUUUUUUAAUUGUGGUCUGAGUCACUAUUAUUGGUUAUAGUAAUAGUCUUUGUAUAGUGACCAAGAUGUCUGUACACACUGUCAUAAAUAGAUGAAGAGAGAUUUCUUUUUCUUUUGUUUGAAAAGUAGCUUUGGGUUUACAGUUUUGGGUUUAUCAGUACUGUUGAUAGAAAAUGUAUCCUUUUAUAUAGCUCAGCAGAGGGCUUGGUUAAGAAAAGAUCAUUUGAGAGAAUGCUGAAUAACUCGACCUUUGCAUUCAUCAACAAAGUGUUGAGUCAAUGUGAUCCGAUAGCUUUCAAGAUUUUAUUUGACUCAUUUUAUGUACUAAUCAUUAACUGCUGUAAUCACUCAAUAUAAACAGAAUAAAUCAUUGAUUUUGAGCAAACAUAUUCUUUUGUCGAUAUUGCCAAACACUCAUUUGACAUAGUGAGCACCAGAAUAUAUCUGAUGUCAUGCCAUUGAUAGCCUUCAUGCAUAAGUUCUCAUAAGAAACCAAAUAAUAUCAAACAAGAGGAAUGUUUUGUGGAAAACAUAGACACAGCUAGGGGAGUUUUUGUUAUGAUCACACAUUUUCCAAAACAAAGCAAGAUAAAACCUUCAUACUAUAUGAUGUCACAAGUCAAAAUGAAUUCUAAUGUAAAAUUCUUUAAAUCACAGACAAUUGAGCUUAGACGAUGUAUUUUUCUGCAUUUUUUAAUUUUAAUAGAUUUCUCUGCGAAGGUACCAACUGUAUAAUUCACUGCUAGGCCUACUAACUAAUGGUUUUUAUGUUUAUGAGGUGUUUUUAAUGUUUUGAGACAACCCAUGUGCCAGUUUUUUAUUUUAAACCAUUGCAUGCUGAAUAUUUUCUCCAUAAAACUGCAGUUUACCAAAGACAAUUUAAAAAAUGCGGUUUGAAACUGCUCCUGUCAAUGAUGUCAUAAACCUGUAACCGAUCACAUCAACUCAUUUGACCCCUGCGGACAAGCAGUUUGAGGCAUAAAUAUGCAAAGUGGCGCACAGAUGUGGGCUAAAAUUAUCGCUGCACUGCUGUGUCAGGUCUCAGUUUCACUUUCAGUUUUGCGUUUGAGUGCGAUUGAGUGGAGGCGGGGCUAUUUUGCAUAUUCAUGUAUCUGCGUAUACUUAAUGAAGCUGAGAUGUAGAGUUACAUUCAAGCUAUUUUAAGGAAGGAAAAUUUGUUUUCAAAGGAAAAACGUUUAAAUAUUUUGAUGAUAAAAGAUUCGUUUUAAAGGAUAAAAUUAUCGACCACAUGGGGGACUUUAAAGUUUAGAUUAUUUUUCAUAUUGUAAGCACAGGUAUUGUGAAGGAGGUUCAUGAGGAAAAUGGAGGAAAACAUUUUCAGAUGUUUUAAUUGAGAUUACAAUGGCAUUUAAUACUGUAUAUUUAGAUAGUAUGUUACUUUUUGAAACAAUAAAAACAG